Molecule: messenger RNA, 7538 nt
Organism: Salmo salar (Atlantic salmon)
Lineage: Eukaryota; Metazoa; Chordata; Actinopteri; Salmoniformes; Salmonidae
Product: kelch-like protein 24
Molecular function (GO): protein binding
Source: RefSeq, a predicted model, not a curated record
UUCUAGCUAACUAGGUCGGCAUAUUCCGAGGAUGUGACAUAUAUCUCGGUGUGAUGUUUACACUUUGUUACAGUUCUUUGUCUCUGGGAGCAUAAUAAAUCAUGAUGUCUGGGGCAUAGAUACAUAUAUUUUUGUAUAAAGAAACAUUGCCAUCAUACAAUUUUUGGAUCAAGAAUUUUCGGAUCAACAUUUUCAGAACUUUAUUUGUUAUUUCUUGUUUUUUUCAGCACUCGGAAUAGCCGAGGCGGCUCAUACGAAAACUCCAGGAUAAAGUAUCCAGUAGGUCUACAGAGCAGCAGCCAUGGUGUUGAUCCUGGGCAGACGGCUGAACAGGGAGGACUCUGGAACCCGGGACUCCCCCGCCGUCAAACGAAAGGUGUUCGAGGUGGACUCCAAGACGCUGACUGGUAAUGAAGUGCUGGACUUCUCCUCUGGCUCCUCCCACUCAGAGGCCAUUUUGCAGGUGUUCAAUGAGUUCCGCGACAGCCGCCUCUUCACCGACGUGGUCAUCAGCGUGCAGGGCCGCGAGUUCCCCUGCCACCGCGCUGUGCUCUCUGCCUGCUCCUCCUACUUCCGCGCUAUGUUCUGCAACGACCACCGUGAGUCACGCGAGAUGCUGGUGGAGAUCAAUGGCAUCCUGGCCGAGGCCAUGGACUCCUUCCUCAGCUACGUCUACACGGGCCGCGCCAAGAUCACAACCGACAACGUGCAGUUCCUAUUCGAGACCUCCAGUCUCUUCCAGAUCUCUACGCUGCGUGAAGCCUGCGCCAAGUUCCUAGAAGACCAACUAGACCCUUGCAACUGCUUGGGCAUCCAGCGCUUCGCAGAUGCCCACUCUCUGAAACAGCUAGCCAGCCGCUGCCGCUCGUACGCCCUGGCCAACUUCCCUGAUGUGGCCCAACACGAGGAGUUCCUGGACCUGAGGAGGGACGAGCUGGAGGAGUACAUCUGCAGUGACGAACUGGCCAUCGGGAAGGAGGAGCUGGUGUUUGAGGCAGUGAUGCGCUGGGUGUACCACAGUGUGGAGCCCCGGAGGCCCGUGCUUAAAGAACUGUUGCACCACGUCCGGCUGCCCCUGCUGCACCCCAACUACUUUGUCCAGACAGUGGAAGGAGAUCAGAUCAUCCAGACCGCUCCAGAGUGCUACCAGCUCCUCCACGAGGCCCGGCGGUACCACGUACUGGGCAACGAGAUGAUGUCACCCAGAACCCGCCCACGCAGGUCCACGGGCUUCUCAGAGGUGAUCGUGGUGGUGGGGGGCUGUGAGAGGGUGGGGGGGUUCAACCUGCCUUACACAGAGUGUUACGACCCUGUGACAGGAGAGUGGAAGUCCCUGGCCAAGCUCCCAGAGUUCACCAAGUCAGAGUACGCCGUCUGUGCUCUCCGCAACGACAUCCUGGUCUCAGGGGGUCGUAUCAACGGCAGAGACGUGUGGAUGUACAACUCUCAGCUCAACCUAUGGAUCAGAGUUGCUUCACUCAACAAAGGACGCUGGAGACACAAGAUGGUGGUCCUACUGGGGAAGGUCUAUGCAGUGGGAGGGUAUGACGGUCAGAGUCGUCUGAGCAGUGUGGAGUGCUAUGACUCCUUCUCUAACCGCUGGACAGAGGUGGCUCCCAUGAAGGAGGCAGUCAGUUCUCCGGCCGUGUCCAGCUGUGCUGGGAAGCUCUUUGUCAUCGGGGGAGGGCCCGAUGACAACACUUGCUCUGAUAAGGUCCAGUGCUAUGAUCCAGAGGCAGACACCUGGGCGCUAAGGGCAAGCAUCCCCAUCGCUAAGCGCUGCAUCACGGCGGUCUCCCUGAACAACCUGAUCUACGUGUCAGGUGGUCUAACCAAGUCUAUCUUCUGCUACGACCCUGCAGAGGACUACUGGAUGCACGUGGUGCACACCUUCAGCAAACAGGAGAGCUGUGGAAUGUCGGUGUGUAAUGGGAAGAUCUUCAUCCUGGGUGGGCGGGGUGAGAACGGCGAGGCCUCUGACACCAUUCUGUGUUACGACCCGGCAACGGGCAUCAUCACCGGCGUGGCGGCCAUGCCUCGCCCCAUCUCCUACCACGGCUGUGUCACCAUCCAUCGUUACAACGAGAAGUUCCACCACCGGCCCUGACCACACAAACAUACAAACUCACAGGCUUGUACAUAAACAUGCUUUAAAAGACAUUCACUCACACAAAAGUAUUCUUAAGACACGCGCUCUCUAAAAAGGGUGCAAAUAGACAUGCACACACUCUCAACACUUUUUUUCGUCUCAAGAAGCAACUCAUUUAGAAAUUCAGACCACAGCCCCAGUUUCAGUUUCACUUGUUUCCUUAUUGUCCCGUGAAGCAACACUCUGUUGCUGGUAUUGUGGUAUUCCUGCUAUGCUACUCCAGAUCCAUCUAUGCCUGCCAGUUGACUUUGUUAAGGUGGUUGUUCAAUGGAAAACCAAACCACAGACUGGCUGGUAUGCCUCCAGACACCACUAUGUCUGCGUUUAGAUAGAGCCUUCAUGGAGCCAGUGGCAGGAUCAGAUCAGAGCAGGCAGACAUGCGCUAGGGUUGUGGUGGUCAUGAAAUUUUGUCAGCUUUUGAUUUUCAAGCAAAUAACUGCCGGUGUAACGGUAAUUAACCGGUAAUUAACAUAAACACCUUUCACAUCUCCUGGCUUCCACUCAUAGCCUACAAGCCACAUAUACAAAAGUGACCGCAUAUACAUUUUCAUUUAAUCCAUUUAAUAUGGCCUACCCCAUCACAAUAAAUCCAUAAUUUAUUUUAGACUGGUCUAAAGAAACACGAUAUGAAGAAAAUGUAGUCUGUAUUUCAGAAGAACAGAAAAGCAUACUCUGAGUUGUCCUUAUGUUAGGUCCUGAUCUGACUAUGCCAUAUGGCUGUGGGUUACACUAGUUCAUUUAGCUGACAAGAUUUGCUUAUUUUAGAGUAUGAAGAAUACAAUAGCUAUAUAAAUUAGAAAGAAUAUUUUCUCCAAAAAAUUUCCGAGGGAGUGCACUUAACAAAGAAACAGGUCCUCCUAUACUGCUUAAUUUAGAAUUAUAUAUGCAACUUUAGUUGUGAUUCUAAUGUUUGGCUAUAUGUUUUGAUCUUUAAUACGUUCUAAGGCUGCAUGAUGCGACUCUAAUGAUUAUUUUUUUAAAGUCGCAUGAAAGUCAUUAGUUCUGCUUUGUUUCUUGAGCAGGCUGCACACACUUCAUCAUUUUCUCAUUCACAAUUUGACAAGCACUUGAUAAUAUUCUCACCAGGCCUCGAAUUUCCUGCUGCAUCCCCCUGGUGUGGCCGUAAUGUCCCCUGAAAAAAUCCAUGCCUUGCGGCCAUUGUGCCCUUGGGCUGAAUAUAAUAUAAUAAUUAUAAUUCCCUUCUCCCGCCUUCCAAUUGGCAUGCUCCAAAGCACCUCUCACUCACAUGGUUCUGUCAAAUAUCUCAAUUCUUAUUAGCCAAUGCCCGUCACGUGAUCGGGUCUUUCUCACUGGCAUCUCAGCUCCGAAGUAGGCUGCAAGUGAAGACAGACAGAUCAGGGACGCAACUGCGCGCAUCUUUAUCGAAUUCCGAUGCGCAUAUUGUCAAUGUUAGAAGAAUUGUCCACAUUUUCUUUUCGUCAGCCAACAAGAUGUGUAGGCCUAACAAACAGCAAAAGCACUACCCUAUUUCAAUCUACUAUCCCCCAUAGUACAAACGUUUACAUAUUCAAUGGUCAACUUGUCCUUCUGUGCCAGAAAUAAAUAUUCCAAACAUACUCUGGGACAGUUGUGGGAUGCGAUAGAUCCAAAAUUAAUAUAACCAUUCCCAUCAAAAAAAUGUCAAAGCAAUGAGGCUGAUGCAACAGAUCAGAAUGUUUAGCUUAAAAUCUAGAUAAACAAUAAGGCUAUUUCUUCACAUUAUAAGCACAGCAAUGCGCACACGACAGUAGGCUAUAAGUACGAAUGUUCCGACAUGCAAUCAAUUAGCGGGAAACCACCAUUCUCAAAAGUGACCGCAAAUGUGAUUAUGCAUGUAAUGCUUUAUUAUCUUCCCCAAACUUGGAACUCACAAGCCGCCUAUGUAUGCCAGUUAGUCUCUACACCGGUUGUAAAGGGGAUUAAUGUGCUUAAUUCUAACAAGUUAUUUGACCACUUGAGUUGUAAUACUAACCUUAUCAAAACAUAUAGGCCUAUGGGCUAGGCUACAUUAGGUGUGCGACUAUGAUUUGAAAAAGUCACAAAAAAAAGGCAUGCACUGUUUCUUGUCUUACUGGGCACACUGAGCAUCAUUCACAAGUGAUAAUGCAUCAUUCACAAGUGAUAAUAUUGUUAUCAGACUAUUCUUAAUUUUAUCUUGUCUUUACUGUACAUAUACUAAAUAAUAUAUGUGUGAAAUUAGUUUUGAUUUUGAAUUAACCAUUAUCAUGCACUUGUCUCAGAACAGGGGCAGGGGAAAAAAUGUGUCAUCUAUGCACUUAAAUAGCGAAUGGAGGACUCUUUUCCUGUGGUUAAUUUUCAUGCCAGCCAGGUAGGCUAUUCACCUGUUGUAAAGAAAGCAAUGUGCUUAAUAUUAGGAAAGUUGAGAAAUAAAUAUAUUAAGCCUAGUCUAUAGAAAGCUGAUGGGAGCCUCCUCUUUUUAGUAGAGACCAUCACUCUGUUUUCUCACGCAAUUGCAUAGCCUAUAGAAAUGUUGCGCAAUAUGAGCUCAUGGGCUCUCAUGAAGUGUUUGAUUUGAUUUUCCGAUUACAUUUGCAUUGAUGUCAGAGUGAUUAGAGGGACGAUAGAGUGCUGAGUACCAGGCAGUUAGCAAGUUUGGUAGGCUACUAAUGACCAUCAGUAGCAUCAGAGGGCAGAUUUGGAGAAGCCUAAUUACCAUGACUAAACAGUCACGUGGAAUUUGACUGCGGUCAUGACUUGUGAACGGCGGUACAGCAGUAAUACGGUCACUGUAACAGCCCUAGACAUGCCUAGCAUCAGUGUGUAGGCCACAUGCAUUCUUGUGCCAGUCGCAGCUCCUCAUCUCCUUUUCCUAAGAACCAGAGAUAGUCUCUAUCUGUCCAUAAAGAGCACAAUCUUUGAUGGACAGAUAGGGAGUCGUGAUAGUGGAUGAAACAAAGUGUUGCUUUUAGAGAUUAUCUCCAUAAUCUUCAGGUGUUCAGGUGCACAAGUACUGACAGAUAGUGAAUUGUGAUAGUGAACAGGAAAGCUUUGAUUCGGACUUCAUAGGAAUCGGGCACUGAUUGACAAGGAGUUGUACAGUAAUUCUUAGAACCCAGUUUUAAAAGGCAAUAUGCAUUCCAACAAUCUUAAAAUUGCCUCCUCUUUCUUCGUAACCACUUGAUAGCAUCAUGGAAAUUGGAACAGUAUCAUGGAUGUAUCAAGCACCUGGAAGCCAGAGGGUAGGAAUGUGGUUCCAUGACUUCAAUUUUAUAUGUCGUUAAGCAGUGAUUGUGUGGUAUAAAACAAAACAAGCUGGUCUAUGCUUAUCCAAAAACAGAGGCCAUGUCCAAAUAGAACAAAAUGUCUUCUUUUCAUUGUCUUCUUUUGUCUCAUUGCCACUAAUUUCAAAUUACAUUCAUUUUAGGAAGCUACCUCCUGCUGUGGUCUGAACUCUGAUUCUGCUUACUCCUAUUUCCUUUUCCUGUUAGAGGUUCCCUUACUUACUCUUUCCAUAUCAUCUCUUUCCUCUUCUCAUAUCCUACCUCUUAUCACUGACACUGUCAUCAUAAUUCCCUUUAAUCUUUGGUAUACACACACACACACACACACACACACACACAGAUUUUUUUGUUGUUGUUCAAUUUAUUAAAUUAUAUUUGUAUUUUUUACCGUUGGAUAUUUGUACUGAUGUUAUACCUUGUGCUUGGUGGUGUGCUUGUUGCUACAUAGAGUUUAGAUAGUUGAUUUGGAUGUGUGGGUGAUUUAGUCAAUAUCAGCAGGGCCGUUUUCUAGCAUUUUGGGGGCCCAAAGCGAGAUUUGGUUUGCAGAGAGAAAAUGUUGCAUUAUUAAAGCUAAUUUCAUGCAGUUCUACACAUUUUGCCAUGGGAUGGAGAGAAUUCUUUAUUUCAUUUUUGGGUUGGGGACCCAAUAGCGGCCGCUUAUGUCGCUUGUGCCUAGAAACGGCACUCGAUAUCAGUUGCCUUAGUAGAUGAAAUCUCAAAGACUGUUAUAAGUGAGUGGUAUAUUGGGUGAUUUUACUAUAUGUAAACCAGUUGUAGCUUUAUAUCAUAAUAAUCUGUUUACUAUUGUGCUGCUUACCCAGUGGCCUUGCCUCAUAUAUGCAAAUUCUAUAGAACUCUAUGCCAUACAUAGACAAUGGCACCUCUCACCUGUAUACUCAUACAAUGUAUAGCUCAUUGUAGCUCGGGGUAACCAUAGAAACCUCCAGGUGUGUGUGUUCCGUUAGCUCUACCGAGCUGACACCUGUGUAUUAACUCACAGGAUGUGAUUGAUUGGCAGGUGUGAUGGUGGACAUUUUAAGUCUUGAUUCUGGUCAGUAAAAGUCGCCUUUUACUUUUGGUGUCGUUCGAAUAAGAGAUUAAUUGCUGUGAAUUGAUGUAUUGCUGUUAUAUGGUGACGUUGAGGCCUUCUCUUUACCACAUUUUUAUUUAAAUGUUCUGUCAUCCUUGUUUGCAUAUGGUUUGUGUCUUUUUGGUGUUUUAUUUUGUAUCCGAGAGCCCCAAUUGUGCGCUUUUACUAUUAUAUCACAAUGUAAAUAGGAUUUUUUAUUUCCUUUUAUUACUGUAUCAGUAAAUGCUAUUUGCUUUCAUGUGGCGUAUGUGAGUGGAGUGAAUGGAGCCUGUCAGCUCCUCAUACUGGUCUGCCUGCUAUUGCUGUGAUCCCCCACAAAUAGCACAACUAUAAUAUGUGAGAUCAAGAUCAACACAGGGAGAGAAAAAGAGGGGGGUAGAGGAACAUGCACACCGUUAUUGGGUAAAGGAUAAGGAACGGUUUUGUUACUCAAUUAUGUUUUUACUAAAUAAAUCAAAGUUAAAGAAAAUGUGAGGCAUGUUAGCUUAAUCUGCAUUCCAGUGUUUUGUGUCAUAGUUGAGCGAGAGAGACUUGUUGUUUCUUGUUGUUUCUUAUUGAAUGCUGGGAUUGUGUGUGUUGUUGAUGUGUGAUGCUUGUUUUUGACAGUCUUCCACAGGUAAGUCGUCUGCUCUUUUUUGGAUGACUCUCAAGGGGAGAAGUGAUUGAUGGAUGUAAAUGCAGAGUUAGGCAUUUGGCUCAGAUCAAAUCCCUGAGGUAAAUGUUUUGAACCUGCUUUUAUGGGAACCCUGGAUUUGAACUAUGGAUUUGAUGAAUUUGUAUAGCCUACAGUACUUGUGUACAAGAUGAGGGCUAGUUCCACCUAGAGAAUGCAAUCCUUUGUGCCUGGAAUAAGACAAUAUUGGAUUAAAAUCUGUCAUUCUGAUAUUAAGGAAACAGAACAUUAAAGUAUGUAUGAUGUGAUGUUCUAAUCUCUCUUUCACCUUGGUUCUUCUGUUUCUUCUGAAAAUUAGCGUGGACUGUCUGAGCUAUAGUAUGUCGGAAUGAAAUUGCUGACUUGUGUAAAUGAAGCAUCAAUAAAGUUAUUCUCUAUACUGAA